Messenger RNA from Mastomys coucha (southern multimammate mouse), 517 nucleotides. It is a transcript of the gene Ndufa1, whose product is annotated as NADH:ubiquinone oxidoreductase subunit A1. Lineage: Eukaryota; Metazoa; Chordata; Mammalia; Rodentia; Muridae. The transcript is spliced from 3 exons. Bases 174 to 386 code for a protein of 70 amino acids. The record is from RefSeq and is a predicted model, not a curated record.
GACCGCGAACGCCAGACCGCGAACGCCAGCCACUUUUGGGUCUCCGCGGCCGCCGUCGCUUCCUCUUGAGCCGUACGAGGCCCCGCCCCUUCUGCGUGCUGCCGGAAGAGAGCGAAAGCCGGGUCACCUCUGAGGAGCCGGUGACGGGUUGGAGUGUGAGUAACGGUGCGGAGAUGUGGUUCGAGAUUCUCCCUGGCCUCGCCAUUAUGGGGGUGUGCUUGGUCAUCCCCGGGGUGUCCACUGCGUACAUCCAGAAAUUUUCCAACGGGGGCAAGGAAAAGAGAGUUGCUCGAGUUCAGUACCAAUGGUAUUUGAUGGAACGCGAUAGACGUAUCUCUGGAGUCGAUCGCUACUAUGUGUCCAAGGGCCUGGAGAACAUUGACUAAGGAAGCAUUUUCCUGGCUGAUGAAAAAAAUUACUCAGCUAUGGUCAUCUGUUCCUGUUAGAAGGCUAUACAGCGUAUUAUAUACUAUGCGCAUGUUAUGAAAUGCAUAAUAAAAGUUAAAAAAAAUCUAAA